Molecule: messenger RNA, 546 nt
Organism: Komagataella phaffii GS115
Lineage: Eukaryota; Fungi; Ascomycota; Pichiomycetes; Pichiales; Pichiaceae
Product: ADP-ribosylation factor, GTPase of the Ras superfamily
Exons: 1
Coding region: 1-546 (181 amino acids)
Biological process (GO): vesicle-mediated transport; intracellular protein transport
Cellular component (GO): plasma membrane; cytoplasm
Molecular function (GO): GTP binding; GTPase activity
Source: RefSeq, a predicted model, not a curated record
AUGGGUAACUUUUUCUCAAAGAUAUUUAACGACCUUCUUGGCGCCAAAGAAGUCCGUAUUCUCAUGGUCGGUUUGGACAACGCCGGUAAGAGUACCAUUCUCUACAAGCUGAAGCUGGGAGAGGUGGUUGCUACCAUUCCAACCUUGGGAUUCAACGUGGAGACUGUGGAAUACAAGAACAUCUCGUUCACCGUUUGGGAUAUUGGUGGACAAGACAGAAUCAGACCGUUGUGGAGACACUACUUCCUCAACACUCAAGCCGUCAUAUUUGUCAUCGAUUCCAACGAUAGAAACCGUAUCAGCGAGGCAAGAGAAGAAUUGCAGAGAAUGUUGAACGAGGACGAGCUGAGAGAUGCUUUGUUACUGGUCUUUGCUAACAAACAAGACUUGCCUCACUCUUUGAAUGCUGCUGAAGUCACCGAGAAACUUGGCCUUCACUCAGUGAAGAACCGUCCAUGGUACAUGCAAGCCGCUUGUGCCACCACCGGUGAUGGUUUGUACGAAGGUUUGGACUGGUUAGUCAACCAGCUGAAGCAUUCCUCAUAA